Molecule: messenger RNA, 3696 nt
Organism: Oryctolagus cuniculus (rabbit)
Lineage: Eukaryota; Metazoa; Chordata; Mammalia; Lagomorpha; Leporidae
Source: RefSeq, a predicted model, not a curated record
GGCCGCAGCACAGGAAGGCCACAGAGGAAAAGGCUGCAGCCCGCGGUGACAGCCAGGGCCGUGGGCCCAAGCCUCCUGUUCUGCUCUUCUUGGGCCCAGAGCUGGAGUGACUCCAAACUCUGUAAACUUCGGGGAUGGUCCCCUGGGGCAUGGAUCGCCCGGAGCUGCAAAAGGACAUGUGCCUCUCCCAGGGACCAUGCUCUUGAGCCAUCAUGCUCUGGUUGAAAGUGUCUGGCUUCCAGCCACCCUCCGUGCGGCGGCUCAGGCUACAACGUAAGUUCCACUUCCUCCUCUUCCUUUCUGGCCUUGUCACCUUGUGCUUUGGAGCCCUCUUCCUGCUGCCCCUCUUCCUGCCUCCGCGGAUCCAGCAGCCUGACCAGGAGGUGGUGGCUGAUGUCUCCAGCCACCUCCUGGCCCACGGGCUACUGCCGCCUCCCAAGCCGGCCCCCGCUGCCCCUGCCCUGGGCGAGCAUGAACCCCGCAGCCAGUCCCGCAUCCUACGCAAGAAAGGGGGAGCACGACGCAUGUGGCCCACCAUCGCAGCCAUUAGGCCGAAGAACAAGAGUGUCCUGUUCAGCUUCGACUUCAAUGCAUUCCGCAGCCGCCUCCGCCACCCGGUCCUAGGGACCGGGGCAGAUGAGAAGUCUUCUCAGAGCCCAGUGGGAGCCCAGAGGGAGAAAAUCAAGGAGAUGAUGAAGUUUGCUUGGCAGAACUACAAGCGCUACGCAAUGGGGCAAAACGAGCUCCGUCCACUAACAAAAGACGGCUAUGAGGGCAAGCUGUUCGGAGGCCUCGGCGGAGCGACUGUCAUUGAUUCCCUAGACACCCUCUUCCUCAUGGAGCUUAAGGAGGAAUUCAGGGAGGCCAAGGCCUGGGUUGAAGAGAGUUUCCACCUGAACGUGAGUGGAGUGGCAUCUCUGUUUGAGGUGAACAUCCGCUACAUUGGAGGGCUCCUCUCAGCCUUCUACCUGACGGGCGAAGAGGUGUUCCGAGUAAAGGCCAUAGAACUCGGGGGUAAACUCCUGCCAGCCUUCAAAACCCCCACAGGAAUCCCAAUGAGGUGUAUCAACUUCAAAAGCCGGAGCGGGAGCUUCGGCUGCGACUGGAACACGAUGAGCGACAGCAGCGUCCUGGCCGAGUUUGGAUCUCUGCACUUGGAAUUCUUACACCUCACAGAGCUUUCUGGCAAGCAGGUCUUUGCGAGAAAGAUCAGGAACAUCCGCAAGGUCCUCCAGAACACGGAUAAGCCCUUCGGCCUCUACCCCAAUCUCAUCAGCCCACUGAGCGGUAAGUGGGAGUUGCAACACGUCUCGGUUGGGGGCCUCGGUGACAGUUUUUAUGAGUAUUUGAUCAAAUCCUGGUUUAUGUCGGCCAAGACAGAUUUGGAGGCUAAAACUAUGUACUACAAAGCCCUGGAGGCAAUCGAGACCAACUUGCUGAAGGUCUCGCCUGGGGGGCUGACCUACAUUGCUGAGUGGAAAGAGGGGACUGUGAUAAACAAGAUGAACCACCUGGCCUGUUUCGCCGGGGGCAUGAUUGCCCUUGGCACUGAGGAGGCAAAGGAGACCAAGAGGGCCCACUACCGAGAGCUCGCCGCCCAGAUCACCAAGACGUGCCACGAGUCGUACGCCCGCUCAGAUACCAAACUUGGGCCUGAGGUCUUCUGGUUCAAGUCCAGCAGAGAGGCAAUGGCCAUCUAUGCGAGGGAGAGCUCCUACACCCUGCGGCCAGAGGUCGUAGAGAGCUACAUGUACUUGUGGCGCCAGACCCACGACCCAAUCUACAGGGAGUGGGGCUGGGAGGUGGUGGUGGCCUUGGAGAAAUACUGCCUGACUGAGGCCGGUUUCUCGGGGAUCCGGGACGUGUACAGCAGCACCCCCAGCCACGACAACAAGCAGCAGAGUUUCUUCUUGGCGGAGACACUCAAGUAUCUCUACCUUCUGUUCUCUGACGAUGACGUGCUCUCUCUGGAAGACUGGGUGUUCAACACCGAGGCCCACCCGCUCCCGGUCAACCAUUCAGACAGCUCCAGCAGGGCCCGGGGCUGACGUUGACCCGCCUCCCUGCUGCUCCCUGGCGGCCUCAAGGUUGCAUGGUCUUUUCAGGAGUUCGGAACUGUUCUCAAAGGGACGAGAAAUGGAGGCCCCACCGGAGCAGACCACUGACAGAUUUCCUCUGUGAGGAGACAGGACUUGGAAAUGUGGCAGUGUCACAGCCAGGUCCCGGUCAUGUGUGGCCCAGUCAUUCCUUAUUAUGGAGAAAUUUCUAUGAAACCCACAAAUUUGCUGCUGCAGGGCCAAAGGACCAGAGGUCUGCAUGUCAACCCCACAGCUGGAUCUCUUCCUUUAUUGGUUUUGUUUGAUUUUGCUUUUCUUUGCAGUUCAGUUUUAAUUUAAUCAUGUGCUAAAACAGUAUCAUCCUGAUAAACCAGACCUCAAAGUGUUUAUGCACAUACAAUCUUGACCCCAUUAUCUCUAUUUUAAAUGCCUUUCCUCCAACAUUUAUUCCAUGUUCAACUACAUGUCUGUUACUUUAUAAUUUGAGUUGGGGUUUCCCUUGACUGGGGCCCAAGUGGUAGGACUCAACUAGUGCUAUUCUCCUUAUUGUAAUGGAAAAUUUGUGACCUGGAAUGAAAGACCUUGAAUAACAUUGAAUAACAAAAAAAAUAGCUUUAAAGCCAAAAGGUCUGAGAAUCAGUGUCCCACAAUCUGAAAGAUAAAUUAAGAGAAACUGAUAAAGAAAUGUUGCUAUAUAUAAAAUUACUUUGAAAAAAAAUACGAGAUAAAAAUAGUGAAAAUAGCUACAUGUUGCUCUGAUAAGCCCUAAAUAUCCUAAUGUAUCAAAUAAAUAACAUUAAAUCAAAAAGCAAAUUUCAGGGGUAGGUGUUAUGGUACAGUAGGUUGAGCCACUGUUUGAGAUGGCUGCAUCCCAUUGUCACUGUGCAAGUUAGAGACCCCGCUACUUCAUGCUUCCAGUCCAGCUUUCUGCUAAUAUACCUAGGAAGCUGCAGCUGAUGGCCCAAGUACUUAGGUUCCUGCCACCCAUGUGGAUGACCCAGAUACAGUUCCUGCCUCCUCAUUUCAGCCUGGCUUAGCCCUGGCUGUUGCAGGAAUUUGAGGAGUGAACCAAUGACUAGAAGAUCAAUUUUCUCUGUACCUCUGUCUUGCCCUCUGUGUGUGUGUCACCCUACCAUUCAAAUAUAUGAAUAUAAAUCUUUUUUAAGUUUGUGGAAAAAUGAAUUAAAAGAUAAGUUUAUUAAAAGUUCUACUUUCCAGGCUGGCAUCAUAGCACAGAAGGGUAAGGCACAGUCUGCAAUUCAGGUAUUCCAUAAGGGCCACACUUCAUGUCCUAGCUCCUCCACUUCCGAUCCAGUUCCCUGCUAAUGGCCUGGAAAACCAGCAGGGGAAGAUCCACGUGCUUGUGCCAACCAUGUGGGAGAGCUGGAUAAAGCUCCUGGCUUCUGUUUUCAGCCUGACCCACCAGCCCUGACCACUGCGUCCAUCUGGGGAAUGAACCAGUAGAUGGAAGAUUCUCCUUUUCUCUCUCUCCCUCUCCCUCUCUGUAACUCUCUCGAAUAAAUCUUAGAAAAGUUCUAUUCUCACAAGAUUAAAUAUUACUGUGCUAUUGAUGUGAUCUUUUCUCAUUUUCAGCUCUUUCCAUGAGAAUCAUUAUGAUUGAAUAAAUAUAUUAUACAAA